Messenger RNA from Coffea arabica (coffee), 1437 nucleotides. RefSeq lists its product as uncharacterized. The record is from RefSeq and is a predicted model, not a curated record. NCBI's taxonomy places the organism in Eukaryota, Viridiplantae, Streptophyta, Magnoliopsida, Gentianales, Rubiaceae.
AUGGAGGGCACUCGUAAUGGUCGAGGCCGUGAACGUGGUGGUAGGCAACCCACGACUGAAGGGGGUGCUAGGGAAACCAUGCCCGAACUAAACCCUGAACCCCAACUUGAUCCCAACGCUCAGGAAAAGAAGGAAGACGAGUUUAUCCGACUUCGCCAAGGCACCCAAUCAAUGGCCGAAUACGAGAGCCAAUUUACCCACUUGUCAAAAUUUGUUCCUGAACUUAUUCUAACGGAACAAAGGAGGGUGAGACGUUUCAUUCAGGGGCUCAACGUGAAAAUCCAAAAGGACUUGGCUGUAGCCCAAAUCACUACUUUUAGUGAUACAGUGGAGAAGGCUUUGCGAGCUAAGAAUGCAAGGCUCCAAGUGAGGAACUUCCAAGUUCGAAAACGUGGGCUCUCGGGAGGUAGUUCUAGUCAAAGGGAUAAGAGUACCCAUCCCAAAUUUGGAAGGGAAGCUGGAAGGGAACGACUUCCGGGUACAGCAAGAGGUACUCCGCCAAGAGGUGGCCAAAGUGGACAAGGUCGACAGAGGAGUGCUUCCCAGGGGAGCUCUGCCACUAUUUCUCGUGGUCCGUGUGGCUUCUGUGGGAAGCCAAACCAUACAGAGGACAAUUAUUGGAGAAAAGAGAGCAAGUGCUUACGCUGUGGGAGCGCGAAGCACCAGAUCGCCAAUUGUCCGAUCCAACCUCGAGAGAUAAGAGGGACUAUACAAUCAUCGAAAAAUACCUCAAAACAGUCGAAAGUGGAAGGAGUGAAUCCGAAGGUGCCUGCUCGGGUGUAUUCUAUCGAACAACGUCCUGUCCCUGACUUGACGGAGAUGGUGGAAUGUACGAUUCCUGUCUUCCACCGUCUAGUUAGAAUUUUGAUAGACCCCGAUGCCACCCAUUUCUUUAUUAAUCCUGAUUUCAUGUGUAGAAUUGAUAUCACAGUAGGAGAGAAAAAGUUAUUGGGAAAUUUGAUAAGUUUAGCCAUUAAGAGGUACGAUGUGAUAUUGGGUAUGGAUUGGUUAGUUAGAUAUGAUACCCAACUGGACUGUAAGAGGAAGAUAGUAGAAUUUCGUAUCCCUGAGAAGACGAUAUUAAGGCUAGAUGUGAAGGGCAAUCUACCUUCAUUUGCAAUGAUUUCGGGUAUUCGGGUUAGGAAACUAUUGAGUAGAAGGGCACAAGGGUUCCUAACCUUUCUCAUUAACACUCCCACCGAUAAAUUGAAAGUAGAAGAUGUUCUAGUAGUGGCUGAAUAUUCGGAUGUAUUUUCCGAUGAAUUAGUGAAUCUACCACUGGAAAGAGAGAUAGAAUUUGAGAUUAACCUGUUACUGGGGACUUCACCUAUCUCCAAGACCCCAUACCGUAUGGCAUCUGCAGAACUCAAGAAGUUGAAAUUGCAGUUGCAAGACCUUUUGGAGCGGGGUUUUAUCCGUGAGAAUGGAUCUCCUUAG